Rhodamnia argentea is the source of this 1430-nucleotide messenger RNA. Its product is annotated as transcription factor MYB53. The transcript is spliced from 3 exons. The record is from RefSeq and is a predicted model, not a curated record. NCBI's taxonomy places the organism in Eukaryota, Viridiplantae, Streptophyta, Magnoliopsida, Myrtales, Myrtaceae. The coding region runs from base 77 to 1174 and encodes 365 amino acids.
AGCAGCCGAGUCGAGCAAGAAACAAGUGUCGUUAGGAUCACAAUCCACAAGACAAAAAGAAAAGAAAGAAAAAAUCAUGGGAAGAUCCCCAUGUUGUGAACGUAAUGGCCUGAAGAAAGGACCCUGGUCUUCCGAGGAAGACAAGAAGCUUCUUGAUUUCAUCCAGCAACACGGCCAUGGAAGCUGGAUCUCUCUCCCUAAACGUGCAGGUCUUAAUAGAUGUGGCAAGAGCUGCAGAUUGAGAUGGAUAAACUACUUGCGGCCGGACAUCAAGAGAGGGAGUCUCUCCCCGGAAGAGGAGCAAACCAUCUUAUAUCUCCACUCCGAGCUCGGAAACAAAUGGUCGGCGAUUGCGACGCGGCUCCCGGGCCGGACCGAUAACGAGAUCAAGAACUACUGGAAUACCCACCUGAAGAAGAAGCUGAUCCGCAUGGGCUUCGACCCAGUGACUCACCGACGGAGGACAGAUGUUUUCUCAUCGAGCUUGUCGCAGCUCAUAGCCCUGGCGAACCUGAGCAAGCUGAUCGAUUCUCGACCGCUGGAUGAAUCGGCGCUCGGUUUACAUUCCGAUGCUCUUCAAUUAGCUAAUAGUCUUCAGUACUUACAGGGUCUUCUCCAAUCUCCAGCUUCGGCCGCAACCAGCAACAACAAUCUAUUCAGCCAAACUUCAUGCGUUUCGGAGACAACCCACGAUUAUAACACGUACGAUCCUAUCAAAGAAGACCCGGAUUUUCAUUCGUUGUCGUCGACGACGAAAUUAUUUUCUCAGGGAAUCACCAGUUUCUCUCAACCACUUCCAGACAAUAACUUCACUGCUCAUCAUCAUUUAGCAUCCAAUAAUUUGACAAACACCUCACCACUAGUCCCUUUCAGCUUCCAAACCUCGUUGAAUAACCAUGUCGAGAGGACGACGACAAGUCAAUGUCUCUCCAUGGUCAACGGGGUCGAUCAUCUUCUAGGGACCACGGACUCCGCUCUAUGGUGUGACUACGAUGAUCUCGAUCUGUUUCUUCCUCCAUCUUUGGCUGAAGCAUCCGCAGUCCGUGACCGCCGGGACACCAAAAGCGGCUCUUCCGGAGGCUCUGCUUCUUCGUCUUCUUCAUCUUGGGGCGAGAUUUUCUUCGAAGAUCCGGUGGUGCAUCGAGAACCAUUCUCCUCUCUUACAAAAUUUUAGCAUAAAAGCAUGCUUGAGUGAUUAUUUCCGUAAGUACUUUUCUUUGUCACUAUACAGACCGUGUCGUUACAUUAAUAUGGUUCUUGUGCUUUAGGGCUUGUGUAAAUGACACACUUUGUAUCAGCAUAUACGACAUACCAGCACGUACGGACGUGCGUUAGAUUUGUAUGUAGGCCUCGUGCAAUCCCCAUACAUGCAUAUUGUGUACAUUUUUUGUGGACAUAAUCGUCUUGUGGAUCAAAUCUGACCUCGAGUU